This is a messenger RNA of Macaca mulatta (Rhesus monkey), 3400 nucleotides long. The record is from RefSeq and is a predicted model, not a curated record. Lineage: Eukaryota; Metazoa; Chordata; Mammalia; Primates; Cercopithecidae.
UUUUGAGGUAUGUCCCUUCUUGCCAAUUUUGCCUCAAGUUUUAAUCCUAAAGGGAUGCUGGAUUUUGUCAAAAGUUUUUUCUGCGUCCAUGACCUUAAUUCUUAACCCUGGCUGCUCUUUAGAAUCCUCCAGGAUUAAGCUUUAAACAAAUAGUGAUGCCUGGGCCCUGCUCCACAUCAACUAAAUCAGAAUCUCUGUGGUGGGGGCCUGGAGUCCUGCUUAUUUUAACAGCUUCCAGGGUGACUAGUGUGCAGCCAGCCAGAGCACCACUACUCUGUGACAUAUGAGAAGCUGUUGAGUCACCUGCUAUUGUUGACAUUACAGGCAGUUCAUGUUCUCUUCCAGACACUUGGAGGUCUUUAGGAGAAGUGAAUGCUUGGCACUGUUCUUUCAUCUCAUUUCCACUUCUUGAACCACCAUCAUUAGGAAUUACUGCUUUAUUUGUGAUAGCAGUAAAACACAAAUAAUUUUGCCACCUGCUUUCUUGCCAGAAUUAUGAAGCAACAUAUUUCUUAGAGCAAAAUCCAGAAAGUUAUAUAACUUACAAAUUUAUUAGUUAAAAUUUGCCUCCCUCGGGAGACAAGGGGGUAGCAUUUGUGGAAUUUUGUGAUCGUUGCUUGGCAACUAUAUCUAAGACAGUUAAGCUUCUGCAUUCUGUGAACUGUUGAGUCACAAAGUUUGGUGAGCCCAGUCAAUUGCUUCCUGCUGCUAGAAGGAAAUUAAUUCUUCAUUAUGUAGAGGACUUGACAAGUUUUCAUCCAGAGCAGGCCAUUCGUAGUUAUGUCACACUUCUUCUACUUGACUCCACAAAUUCUUCUGCCCUUUAGCCCUCUUACUUCUCAAGAGUUUGAUCUGAUCAGACGCAAGGCUGGAGCAUCUUGGCAGGAUGAAACACGAUGGUCAGAUUCUUCCAUGACAACAUACAUAGGCAGUUACCGGAAAAAACAACUGGACAAGUCCACAUGCAGCCAAUUUUCUUUUAGAGCAGGACAGCAUCAGCCUGAGUGUAAACAGAUGUCAUUGCCAAACAGUUCUGCCUGUCGUCUUCUCUGCUGGGCUGGUACCCAAGAGACUACAGAUGUCAAAGGACUAUUCCCUGAAAUAACCAGGCCCUUUAAAAAGUCAUUUGAUGUCAAGCAUGGAGUGGCACAUCAAAUUUGGGAUUUUGGUGAUUGUUUUCCAACACCUCCAAAUUAUGGAAAAUACUGUGUAAGACCUAAAAAGCUAGCACAGGAGGCCCUGAUAAACUACAGUCGACGAGGGAAAGGUGUCCUAAAGCAUCUUCAUGGACGGUGCGAUUCUGAAAGCAAGGUUGGCUCAUCUGAGGAUUCAGAAGCUGAUCGAUACUCUGAUUAUGGCUGGGGAGGACCCUCAUCGCCAUUUAACUGAGUUGGAAAACGAAGCCACAGUGCUGGAGGCGUGGAGUUUGCUUAAUAAACAACUUUGAGGUAUGGGGCCCCCCCAACACCCCCCUGCCCAGGAACAUCUGGACCCUGGCAGGUUGGCUUUCUGGGACAAUUCCAUGGGCUUCAUUUCUCAAUUUGUUCCCUUUUUAAUUGGUGGUGAGAGACAAAACGUGUUAUAAUCUUUAUUAAACUUUCCUUUUUAAAUAAAUACUUGGGACCACAUUUAUCCACAAGAACCACAGAAAUGGUGCUGCGGCCCCGACCGUCGUGGGCUCCGGCGUCACAGAGCCUGUCCCUUGUAUCUGGGAGCCCCGGGGAAGGGCGCAGGGGCGUGAGAAAGGUUCUUUGUAUUCAGAGCGGUCACCCAGCAGAGCCGGAGCCUUCCACCGCCAGGUUUUCCUCCGCGCAAGGCGCCGCCGGGAAGCGAAUUGCCUUCGACCGUCGGGGCGGGGUCGCGGCCCUCCCGCCCUGGCUGUCUCGAUUCAACUACAAAGAAAGAAUUAUGAACGGAAGCUCUACUACUUCAUAAAGAAGAAGAGGCCUUGAUUAAUAAAUAACCUGACACCCUUCAGAUGUUGCACAGGGAAAAACGGAGUGCCCCAAUUUCUGGGAGUCACUGUACUUCACUUACCCUGGGGCCUGUUUUACAGGCAUUUGCCUGCUUAGUUAAUUGUAGUUAUUCCCAAAAUAAACCCCAUUUUGUGUGGGACUCUUCUAUUCUGAGGGAAUGAUGUAAGCAAGAAUAUUGGCUGGAGUAUCUUGAAUAUCUGUGAUGGAUGGCUCCUCAGAAUGAAUCCUAAAUCUCCAAGGGACCCCUUUUAUCUUGUGAUUUUGCUCACAGGUUCUAAGCUGCUGCUGGGAAGGGUUCCAGUUCUAUAUUCUCUGUCUUCUGGAAGCACUGAUGAAAUCACUCAGCUGCUAUCCGCUUCCAUCUCUCACUAAGCACCUCUUGGCUCUCCUUCGUCCCCACAGACUGAAAGCAUGGAGGUGACUAAUGAGAUGUGUCUUCCCCUUCAAAUUGUUCACAAGUCCCACAUGACCUUUGGCAGGCAGGGGUUCUACCGUGGUGCUUCUGACUGUGGAUAAGGGGAAACUACGUGCUCACCACGGCUUGCUAUUUCUCCUUGCUCCCGUGACCAGUGCGGCAGCUCUGUUAAAUGGUCAGGCACGGUUUGUUGGUGGCUCCCAAACAAUCCAUCAGCAGUGGACGCAUUAUAGAAAACAUGGCUUUGAGUCUUAGCUUAAACUAUAUUUAUGUAGCGUGACAGUAGGAGAAAUAUCUAAUCGUGCUUGGAUUACAAUUCAAACAAAGGCCUCAUGACUGGCUUGCAGAUGCCGGGGUCCACACACCGUUUUCCAGAGAAGUCAAGAUGGGAGAGGGUGUGAUCUGUUCUGUCAUGAACAGUUCUGUUUCCAGACCAUUUCUCCAAGUCACUGAAGGCCCAUUUCUGGGGAAAUGAUUACUAAACUGAUGAUUAUUUUCUUUGUAUUGCUGGCUAUUCUCAACUUCAGGGAAAAUGUAAGGUAGCUGUGGAGUUUAAGGAAAAAAAAAUGUGUACACAAAAUGAGAAGCCACAUCUGCCUGUAGCACUAGCAAAAAUCAAAGAAGUCUGGCUUAUUUCAACACCAGCCACCUCAAAACCAAAUUAGUAUUUGAAUCAAAUUAAUGUAUUUGACUCAAUCACCUAAAAAAUAGCUGUUGGAUGAAAAAAUAAAAGAGAAAAUAGUGUCUAAUUAGUGACUGGCCAUUUUCAAAGUGGCUUCUCCUACAUUAUCUCAUUUUUUAAAAAGUAAAUUUGAUCUUUUUAAAUGUUAGAGUGAAGUGGUUCACAAUUGCUUGAAAUAAGCAAAGGACAUUAUAUUUAUAAGCAUGCAAAUUACAAACCAGGCAAAACAGUCUCUUCUGCUGCUUUAUAUAUUUUUGUCAACCAUCAUAGAUUCAUGGAAAGGUCUCAAAUAGAUAGAACAAAAUGGAUUUUAAAAAAUUGUUUGAA